Messenger RNA from Aspergillus ruber CBS 135680, 1676 nucleotides. RefSeq names its product LSB5 family protein. Gene Ontology annotation, cellular component: actin cortical patch. Bases 191 to 1453 code for a protein of 420 amino acids. Gene Ontology annotation, biological process: actin filament organization; endocytosis; actin cortical patch localization. The transcript is spliced from 4 exons. Gene Ontology annotation, molecular function: phosphatidylinositol binding; ubiquitin binding. The record is from RefSeq and is a predicted model, not a curated record. Lineage: Eukaryota; Fungi; Ascomycota; Eurotiomycetes; Eurotiales; Aspergillaceae.
AUGCGCAAUUCUCUGGAUCUACUGAGCCCGUUCAUUCAUGGGACAUGAACCUGUGGGCUUCCGAGUCCCGUGAUUUGACUUUUCCGAAGCACAUAGUUGCAUGUCAGUUGAGUGGGUGCUACUAUUAAAUGCCCGUUUAUAGCUUAUGAGCUUAAUCUGAUAUAAUAUCAGUUAAAAAUCAAGCUUCAAUAUGUUCCACUCUUCGAAACCGUACUCGGCUGUGACUGCACAGAUCGAAGUCCUCACUGGCGAUCAAUAUGAGGUCGAGGAUUCUAGUGGAAUUGUCGAUCUCAUCGAAGCCAUUCAGAUCCAGGGCAGUGGUCCGGUGGAAGCAAGUCGCGCUCUGCGCAAGAAGCUCAAAUAUGGAAACAUUCACCGCCAGCUAAGAGCGCUCACCAUUCUCGACUUUCUGAUUCAGAAUACCGGAGAGCGGUUUCUGCGCGAAUUUGCAGAUGAGCCGUUGUUAGAACGACUGCGAAUUUCCGCUACUGAUCCCGUGUCUGAUCCAUUGGUAAAAGAAAAGUGCAAGCAGCUCUUUGGCCAAUGGUCAGUGUCCUACAAGAACACUCCGGGCAUGGAACGAGUGGCGGCACUUUACAAACAACUCCCUAAGCGCAAGAAGCCAGCCAGCCAGGCCAAAGCCAAAGUUCUUCGAGACUUUGAGCCUCCCAAAGAACAGCAACCGCUAGGUCACAGUGUGUCUAUUUCAGCCGGCAACGGACCAUCAACAGUUGUCGGUGGCGGGUCCAAGGCCAAGCACAAAGCGAAACAAGAAAAGAAAGAAAAGGAGAAGCAAGAAAAGCUGGCGCAAAAGGAAAAGAGAAAGAGCCUGGGAGCUUUCCGCUCCUUCAGCCUAGAACGCGAGAAACCGCAAAUGAUCCAAACCCUCGCGAACUCCUCAGUCGCCAGCACAAACCUCCUCAACGCCCUCAAACUAGUCAACCGCGAAACCCAGCGCGUCAGCGAAGACAUCGAAGUCAUGAACCGCGUCGACAAAUGUAGAGAACUCCGCCGCCAGGUUCUCCGCUACAUCCAAUACAUCGAAACAGAGGAAUUCCUCGGCGGCCUCAUCCACGCAAAUGAAGAACUAGUUACCGCCCUAAUGGCCUUCGAAGUCCUCGACAAGAGCGUCGACUAUGACAGUGACAGUGACCAGGACGUCCUUGAAUCAGGCUGGUCACCACGAGACGAUGAUUUUGACGAGAGCUUUUCGGGUCUUAGUAUUAACCCACCCAAACCACCCCGUCCUGCUCGUCCUGUGAGUUUGCCCGUUUUGCCUUCUGCUUCACGGCAGCAGGGUAAGGGCAAGGGUGUUUUUGAUGAUAGUGAGAGUGAAUCAGAAACAGAUUCGGAAGAUGAGGACGAUGAUGAUGAGAAUAAUCCGUUCGGUGAUCGGAAUGCUAUCCCGCCGGCUUCUGUUGAUGCCGCUGGACGUACUUGGAGAGAAGUCUAGUCGUGCGUGUUCAUGUAACGACUCUCGUUCUUUCGCAUUGCUUUAUUCUGCCCAUCUUAUCCCAUACCCUGCCUAUCGCUGAUAGACUAUACCCAUUUUUAUUAUUGUUUCUAUGCGGAUGUUCGAGCAAGAGGUGGGCGGGAACACUCAAUUAUGACUGAAUAUAUGAUCAAUUGAUAGCCUGUGGUGCAUUUCUUGCCUUGCAUAGCAUGGUGUAUUGUAA